This is a messenger RNA of Hypomesus transpacificus, 1912 nucleotides long. RefSeq names its product pelota mRNA surveillance and ribosome rescue factor (gene pelo). Bases 304 to 1407 code for a protein of 367 amino acids. The record is from RefSeq and is a predicted model, not a curated record. The transcript has 13 exons. Gene Ontology annotation, cellular component: cytoplasm. NCBI's taxonomy places the organism in Eukaryota, Metazoa, Chordata, Actinopteri, Osmeriformes, Osmeridae. Gene Ontology annotation, biological process: nuclear-transcribed mRNA catabolic process, non-stop decay; RNA surveillance; ribosome disassembly.
GACCAAAGAUGGCCGUUUCGUGUUUUGGAGUGACGCAACGUAUACGUGACCACCCAGACUUGGACGAUUCAUUCUACAGCAGAAACAUAGUCUGAGAUAUGCGCGGAAAAUAGUAAAUAUGACGCUAAACCCAUUAAUAUUUCAUCACGUAGACAAGUAUUACUAGUUUUGAUCACAACAAUCCAAAAAGAAAAUGAAGUUGCUUCACAAAGAUAUUGAAAAAGACAAUGCCGGGAUACAUCCCACUCUGCCUCACCCCUCACUCUGCCGGUAACGCUGUGUCCCGCCAGCCAGGUGACGCUGAUGCCGGAAGAAGCGGAGGACAUGUGGCACACCUACAACCUGCUUCAGAUCGGAGACAGCCUACAGGCUUCCACCAUCAGGAAGGUGCAGACUGAGUCCUCCACCGGCAGUGUGGGCAGCUCCAGGGUCCGCACCACCCUCACUGUGUGUGUGGAGACCAUCGACUUUGACUCCCAGGCCUGCCAGCUGAGGGUGAAGGGAACCAACCUCCUGGAGAACCCGUAUGUGAAGAUGGGGGCCUAUCACACCAUAGAGCUGGAGCUAAACAGGAAGUUCACUCUGGCUAAGAAGGUGUGGGACAGUAUUGUGCUGGACAGGAUUGAGCAGGCGUGCGACCCCAGCCAGAAGGCUGAUGUGGCAGCCGUGGUGAUGCAGGAGGGGCUGGCUAACCUGGUGCUGGUGACCCCAGCCAUGACCCUGCUGAGGGCCAAGGUGGAGGUGACCAUCCCCCGCAAGAGGAGGGGCAGCUGCACCCAGCACGACAAGGCUCUGGAGAGGUUCUAUGAAGCUGUGAUGCAGGGGAUCCUCAGACACAUCAACUUUGACGUGGUGAAGUGCAUCCUGGUGGCCAGUCCUGGCUUUGUGAAGGAGCAGUUCAUGACCUUCCUGUUCCGAGAGGCUGUGCGCCAGGACUGCAAACUGCUGCUGGAGAACCGACCCAAGUUCAUGAUGGUCCACUCCUCCUCGGGACACAAGUACUCCCUGAAAGAGAUCCUGACUGACCCCAGUGUGACCAGCAGACUGUCGGACACCAAGGCUGCAGGGGAGGUGAAAGCCCUGGAGGACUUCUACAAGAUGCUGCAGCAUGAGCCGGACAGAGCCUUCUACGGGCUGGCCCACGUGGAGAAGGCCGCUGACGCCCUGGCUGUGGACACCCUGCUCAUCAGUGACAAGCUCUUCAGACAUCAGGACGUCGCUACGAGGAGCCGGUACGUGCGGCUGGUGGACAGCGUCAGGGACAACGGAGGCAGCGUCAGGAUGUUUUCCAGUCUUCAUGUCUCUGGAGAACAGUUGACUCAGCUGAGUGGUGUAGCAGCCGUCCUGCGCUUCCCCAUCGCUGACCUAUCAGAGCCUGAGGAGGACAGCAGCUCGGACGAGGACUAACCCCUCUCCCUCCUCUCCCCCUGUCUCCCUCCUCUCCCUCCUCUUCCCCUGUCUCCCUCCUCUCCCCCUGUCUCCCUCCUCUCCCUCCUCUUCCCCUGUCUCCCUCGUCUCCCCCUGUCUCCCCCUGUCUCCCCUCGGAGGGCGGGCCAGAUGAGGACCAGACCUCGACCCACCAGAGAACCCAGUGGGUGGAGGUCUUCUCUCUCACCUGCCUCUUCUGACUGCCUCUGCCCCUGCCUCUGCUCUCUAGAUCUGCUCAUCAUCAUUUGACCUGCUGUGUGUGGUGUGCAGGGUGACGACUCAAAAGGCUGAGCUGAGCUGUUUGAUAUUGGUGCCAAGUUCUUAUCCAACACACAUACAGGAGGGGGCUGAUUAAUAACAAUACAGAUCAACAUGAACAGACACACAUGAUUCUUUUCUAAUGAGGCUUUUGCAAAAAAUUCCUUUCAAGUGUAUAUAUAUACAGUUUUUCUUGCAAUAAAACUAUGUGAAGCAUAGACACCUU